GUGAAAGCCAAUUAAAGUGGUUGCAACGGAAGUUGCAUCACACCUUGCCACUUGGUGUAGCACCCACAAAAACAACAACAUCUACAACAUGUAUUACGCCGUGAUCUUCUUUGCCGCAAUUGUGCUGCUCUUUCUACUAAGCGGAGCUCGAAAGCCGGAAAAGUUUCCGCCAGGUCCACGCUGGUAUCCGAUUUUUGGCAGCGCUCUGCAGAUCUCGCAGUUGCGCAUGCGCCUGGGAAUGUUCUGCAAGGUGAUUGAUGAGCUCUCUAGGCGUUAUAUGAACUCCUAUGGCUUUUUUGGGUUGAAGAUUGGCAAGGAUAAAGUAGUGAUAGCGUAUACCAACGAGGCCAUUAGUGAGAUGAUGACGAAUGAGGACAUUGACGGUCGUCCUGAUGGCAUCUUUUACCGUCUGCGCACCUUCAACUCUCGUCUGGGCGUGCUCCUCACCGAUGGGGAUAUGUGGGUGGAGCAGCGUCGUUUUAUUUUGCGACAUCUAAAGAAUUUUGGGUUCGCCCGCAGCGGCAUGAUGGAUAUUGUGCAUAAUGAAGCAAGUUGCCUGUUGCAAGAUCUUAGGACACGUGUAACCGCAGCUGGUGGCAAGCAGACAAGGAUUGAGAUGCAUGAUCUGACCAGCGUUUAUGUGUUGAACACACUGUGGUGCAUGUUGAGUGGACAACGCUAUGAGCCGGGCUCACCAGAGAUAACCGAACUACUGGAGACGUUCUUCGAGCUCUUCAAGAAUAUCGACAUGGUGGGUGCACUCUUUAGUCACUUUCCUCUGCUACGCUUCAUUGCACCCGACUACUCCGGCUACAAUGGAUUCGUGGAGAGCCAUCGUGCACUCUACGCUUUUAUGGGCAAGGAAAUUGAACUGCAUCGAAGCACGUAUCGCAAUUAUGAUGAGCCCCGUGAUCUGAUGGACAGCUAUUUGAGGGCCCAGGAGACCAGCGAUAGUGCCAUGUUCAGCGAUGAGAGUCUGUUGGCCAUAUGCCUGGACAUGUUUCUUGCCGGCUCCGAAACGACCAACAAAAGUCUGGGCUUCUGUUUCAUGCACUUGGUGCGACAGCCAGAGAUCCAGGAGCGUGCCUAUGCUGAGAUCAAGGAGGUGGUGGGCUUGGAACGCAUACCCCAGUGGUCGGAUCGUGCCAAGCUGCCGUAUUGUGAGGCAAUUACAAUGGAGGCGGUGCGUAUGUUCAUGUUGCACACCUUUGGCAUUCCACAUCGUGCCAUGUGCGACACUCGCUUGUCUGGUUAUGAGAUUCCCAAGGAUACCAUGGUGAUUGCCUGCUUCCGAGGCAUGCUCAUUAAUUCCGUGAACUUCCCGGAACCGGAAACAUUUGAUCCGACACGCUAUCUAAUCGAUGGACAAAUUAAAUUGCCAGAAGCCUUCAAUCCGUUUGGUUUUGGACGACAUCGGUGCAUGGGCGAUUUGCUGGGACGUCAGAAUUUAUUUAUGUUUACCACAACGUUGUUGCAGCACUUCAAGUUGGUUGCCAUUCCAGGCCAGAUGCCAGAGGAGGUGCCUCUAGAGGGAGCCACGGCGGCAGUCAAGCCAUAUGAUGCAAUGUUGGUGUCUAGAUUGACAUAGAAGGCUUAGCAACUCAAAUAUUUCAAUUCGAAAUACAACCGAAAUAGGGUUGUUGAUAAAAUAUUUAUAUAUCGAUCUAUAUUUUCAUCAAUAUUUUUCUGACUAUCAUAUCACCAAGCUUAGUGAUCAUCGUGCACUUAUUUUAGCAACUGCUUUCUACAUUUGCUGCCACUUUAUAUUGUUUGUGAAACAUGGAGAUAAAAACCUAUUUUAAGAAAAUUAAUGACUUCACUACAUGUACAGGUACCUACAUGUUAAUAUCAUCGAUAAUAUCCAUCUAUAUUUUUUUGUCAAAAUAUCAAUAAAUAUUUGGGGUAUUCCUAAAAACAGA
This is a messenger RNA of Drosophila innubila, 1919 nucleotides long. It is a transcript of the gene Cyp303a1, whose product is annotated as probable cytochrome P450 303a1. Gene Ontology annotation, molecular function: iron ion binding; oxidoreductase activity, acting on paired donors, with incorporation or reduction of molecular oxygen; monooxygenase activity. NCBI's taxonomy places the organism in Eukaryota, Metazoa, Arthropoda, Insecta, Diptera, Drosophilidae. The transcript is spliced from 2 exons. The coding region runs from base 89 to 1588 and encodes 499 amino acids. The record is from RefSeq and is a predicted model, not a curated record.